Messenger RNA from Dendrobium catenatum, 543 nucleotides. RefSeq names its product berberine bridge enzyme-like 23. The record is from RefSeq and is a predicted model, not a curated record. The annotation marks the transcript as partial. Gene Ontology annotation, molecular function: oxidoreductase activity; flavin adenine dinucleotide binding. The transcript has a single exon. Lineage: Eukaryota; Viridiplantae; Streptophyta; Magnoliopsida; Asparagales; Orchidaceae.
UAUGGUGGCACAGGAAAGCCACUGGAGACACUGUUAAAUAGAACUCCGGAGUUCAAUAGCUCUUUUAAGGCAAAAUCGGAAUUUGUCCAGCAACCAAUAACAGAGAAGGGGUUAGAGGAGAUUUGGAAUUUUCUGAUGGGCGCUAACGAUGAGCCUUUGGUGCUUAUCAUUGAGCCAAUGGGUGGGAGAAUGAGCGAGAUAAAGGAGGACGCUGUUGCUUUUCCUCAUAGAGGUGGGAACAUUUAUAACGUGCAGUAUUUCAUGAGGUGGUUUGAGAAGCAGGAAGGUGUGACAGAGAAGCAUUUGGAAUGGAUGAGGAAGUUUUAUGGGUUCAUGGCGCCUUAUGUGUCGAGCAAGCCGAGGGCAGCGUAUUAUAACUACAAGGAUAUUGAUCUGGGGAGGAAUGUGGAGGGGAACGGGGAGAGUUACUUGGCAGCUAGUGUUUGGGGGAUGAAGUAUUUUAAGGGGAAUUUUAUGAGGUUGGCAAAGGUGAAGGGCAGGGUGGAUCCAACAAAUUUCUUCUGGAACGAACAGAGUAUUCCU